Molecule: messenger RNA, 3818 nt
Organism: Drosophila elegans
Lineage: Eukaryota; Metazoa; Arthropoda; Insecta; Diptera; Drosophilidae
Product: cilia- and flagella-associated protein 61
Exons: 14
Coding region: 1-3717 (1238 amino acids)
Source: RefSeq, a predicted model, not a curated record
AUGCCCCGAAUUCAAGAUACUGUGUUUGUCAUCACAGCGGGAAUUCGGGAUCUGCGGCGCAUACAGGAUCUCUAUGAGGCCAAAAAUACGUGGCAUUUUGGCCCAAAGGCUACUCCGCCGCUAGAGACCCUGUUCUUGAAAAACCAGGCGCAGCGAUUGUUGGUCGUUAACAAACAAGAUUUUCACGUUGUGCUGGCAUACUGCGAGUUCGCCAACCAUCCAAAUAUGCCGGUGCUGUCUAACGAUUUGUGGCUUCACUGGCUCAAUGUGCGAUUCUGCCUUGAUCUUCCCAUCACGCUGAUCAACACCAUCUUUUUCAAUUUCCUUAUCUGCAAGGAGGGUCAGCCUGACAUUCUCAGGCUGAUCAUAUUGGAGGUCUUUUAUAACGAGCACAAGCUCAACUAUAUAAUAGUGGUUAAGCCGCCGGAUUGUCCGCCAGGCCAAUAUGAUGCCGUUCAGGCUUUUGGAAAAACCUACUACCCCAAGUACUCCAAAGUCUCGGAGCAGAUGCAUCUUCCCUCGAUCAUCGUGAUCCAUCGACGGGACGUCAUGCCGUUCCUCUCCUUUCGCAAAGCCCUACCUGAGGAUAAUGACGACAUUGUCGAGAUGAUUGAUUCCGAAGAUCCGGAAUUGCGAAAAAAGCAUGGCGACUUUUACAUUGCAGAGCACCUGCUGAAUAUGGAAGAAUCUGACCAUAGUGAUAAUAUUAUUAUUGCUGAGUUCGAAGAAGAGAUCGCGGAAAACGUCAAGGGAGCGGGUUUAAUGUGGCUAUCGGAAUCCGUAGACAUUGAGCACCUGGCCAAGAACUUUCACCUCGAACGGUUGGGCAAUUUGGUGCGGUACACGCCGGGGAUCAAGCACGCCCGUGUGCUAUUUGAUGUGUUUUCAGUGGAACAAAAGUCCUAUAAGGAUUUAUACACUGAGACGCAAAUGGAAGAAAUAUAUAAGACACAUGUAGGUGAGAAAAACCCUGAAGGACCAACAAAAGCGAAGGAAGUGCUUUUCAGCAAGUACAAGCAUAUUUACGAGGAACUCCGCAAGGGAACUUACUAUAUGAAAGCCUUUAAGGACCAACUGGAGAUCGCUUUUGACUUGCCAGCCGGCGAGCACUCGCACAGCGAAAAUCGGGUGCAGUACUUGGGUAAGGCGAGCAAUGGGUUCCUGCUAAAGAUGUUCCAGUUGCAUCCACUGGUACGCUUUGAGUACACAUUUUAUUCCUUGUCGGCCAUGUUCAGUGCCUUUCCGAAUCACGAUUACUGUGUGACUAUGGUGCCUGGCACCGCGACCACAAGCCCUUGUCAGCGAGAACUGCUCCGGUUCUUCCUGCCGGUCGCCCAUCGUCCAAAUAGCGCCGUGGCCGAAAAUAUGUUCGUUGCGCACCGAAGUACCUUGUUUGGGGACCUUCGGGUACAACCAUUUGAAAGACGGGAGGUUGAUGAAAUCAGAACUUUGAUAAGCUCCCAGUCCAGGAAAAGGGACACCUUUUGUAAUGAUGAUGAUGAAUCUGAUGCUAAUAACAGGCUAGACUACUAUACAGCCGAAGUCUUGAACACUUUUGAAGAUAUUAUUGAGAAUAUCCUUGAGAAUCCAUUGUCCGAGUCGAGCUGUUUCACCAUUCGCUGCGGUCUAUCCAAGAAACACAUCGACUGUCCCUUGGUGGGCUUUCUGAUUCUGUGCCCCUUUCUGCUUUAUGAAGAUCUAAGCAGUAUGUUCAUGCUGCCACCAGAGCAGUUCCCCCUAACGCACAACCGUGGAGAGAUUGUCAUGUUCAAGCUGCACCCAUAUUUCCAGGUGUGGUGCAAUCCGAUCAUUCGCACGGUAGCUUUGUAUGAUAACUACCGAGAAUUGUACUACGUAAACCACUAUAAUGGAAUCUCGCUGCCCAACGAUUUGAUGUACAACAUGAUGCCCGUAGAACCUUGCCGCAUGAAGAAGAACCUAUUUGGUUACAAGUGCGUUUCGUACAAGCGAAAGACAUCGAGGAUGUCCCACGUCUCCAAUACGGAUUCGUGCGGCAGUCGCAUGCGGGUCUUUUGCCACAACCUUCAGCCCACCAAGCACUUGGGUGGCAAGAACUCACUGGUAAUCGUGGGCUUCUCCCAGAUCUGUCUAGCCUUCUUGCGGACCGUCAUCUUCGCCUGGAACUCUAAAGAUUUGUUAAAUUUUAAAAAGUACAACUGCCUGCCAAUGGUGGACAUUUCGGUGUUGGUGCCUCAUGGAAUUGUGGAAUCGGCCUACGAUUCCGAAUUUUUAUGCAGCUACUGUGGCGAAGAUGGCAGGAAUUGCUAUAUAAACACCGGAAACCAGAAUCCUUUUGUCAAGGAUGUAACGCACCGCAUGGAUGUGAGACAUUGGGUGCGUUUUGUUCCCGGGAUAUUGAAAAGAAUAAAUAGGCAGGAAAAGAUUCUACAUCUAUUGGAUGGCUGUAGCCUUCACUACGAGAAGCUGCUCCUUCUGGCUGGCAGUAAGUUUGGCUUUGAAGAUACGGUGUUCAACGGGCAUCCGACGCCGUUGAACUAUGUAACCACCAAUCACCGACUGGACAGGAUCAUUUUCUACCACAAGCUGCGGGAGAUGGUUGAGUCCGGGGAGUCCUAUAACAUCAUUGUCUACGGAUACGGACUAGUCGUCUACGAGUGCAUUAAUUUUUUGGUCACACAUGGUUGUGAGGCCAAUAAUAUUACGUAUGUACAGCCCCAUGUGCCAGCGGAGUUGGAGGAUGUGGGCAAUCCCGAUUUAGACGCUCGGCUGGACCCGAUUAUACUGGAAAUGGUAGGCGAUCUGGGAGUCACGAUUUACUUGUCCAACAACUACAGUCAAUUUAUUUUGAGUAAAGACAACUUGUUUAUUGAGAAGGUUCAGUUCGUUUCGGUUCCCAGCAAGAAAAUUACCGAGUUGAACUGCGAUCUGUUUGUCAACUACAACCCGAAUAAUAUGAGUACGGUUUUGGAGAAUGCACUCAAAGAAGCCGGAAUCGAAAUGAUCGACAGAAAGAUCGUGGUAAAUGCACGGUACAUCACUAAUGAUCGGAAUAUAUAUGCCUCUGGCAAUAUAGUCAUGUUGCCCAUCCCCAACUUUCAGUACACUUCAACUAGUCCGCAAGAGUGCGCUGAGAAACUGGCCUACGAACUGAACAUGGUAAAGAUUGUGAUGCAGUCGCGAUACUUGAGGCCAUUCGCUUUCACGGGCAUGCUGCCCAUGGGCUAUCAGAUCAUCAAGUUAAUCCAACCGAAGCCACAGCUAAUAGGUCAACUACCCGUUGACUACUCGGAGUCCAUGACCACCUACGAGAAUGGAGAGUUUUGCCGCAUUCGUCUCAACAAGAACAUGAUUGUCAUUGAGAUUGUCUGCGUUACUAAAUCGCCGAAAAGACUUUACUUCCUGGAGUACUUUUGUGGCAAGCAUGCUAUGCUGCUUAAUGAUCUGCACGCUCGUUUUCAAUCCGGUUGGAUUAAAAACUUCUUGCACUUCUUUCAACAGCCCUGGACGGAGCUUAUAAUGCACGACAGAUUCGAGGACCUGCAAUUGAAGAAUCGCCGCCUUUUGCUGUCCAUGCUGCUGAUGAACAACAAGGAUGCCAUUAAUGUCAGGAACAGUUUGGAAACCACACAGCGGCAGAAGCUGGAGGAGAAUGUAAUCGAUUUUGUACGCACCUAUCGCAAAGAUUUCGUCCACGAAUUUGCUCUGCCAGAGGAUUGGGGUGACUUUAGUCUAUGAUUUGGUUGUCAUUAGUUUUUGUAUAUUUCAAUACUCCAAUAUUUUAUUAAGUACAGAAAGAGCAGAACGAAUAGUUUCAAUAAAGGGUCGUAAAUUGAUAG